CUUAUGCUCCGCACCAACUCGUGCUGGUGCGCUCUCAUUACUUUAUUUCUCCCAUUUCCCUUUCAUUCACUUCUUAUCAAUUUACAAACUUUCUUUCUUCUUCUUAUUUUUCAUUCUCCCUCGCUCACAUGUACCCACAAAAUGACUUCACCUCUCCAUUUUACAACAAUUCUAUGUUUGUUUAUAUUCAUUUUUUCAUCAAGUAUAGUUCUUGGAUCAAACUGUACACAUUCAUGUGGAACAAAAUUCCUUCCAUUUCCUUUUGGUUUUUCUCCUGGCUGUCCAAUUCAGCUCAACUGCACAUCACAUGGAGAAAUUUUCGUUAAAAAAUUCCCAGUACAAUCAGUAACUUCAGAUACCAUUUUAAUCAAUCUUUUAGCAAAAUGCAAUCGUCCAUUUUCCGAUAUUCAUACUUUUUAUAGUCCAAACUACGCACCAACUUCAAAAAACGGACUACUUUUCCAGGAAUGUAAUUCUUCAGAGUCGAGCUGUUUGAUUCCAUCUACGAUGAUUCAAACACAUUUCGAGCUUCUUGAUUGUGGUAAAGAGAACAUGAGCUGUUAUUCUGAGGCAAAUAAUGAGAACAGUUAUAUAAGUCUGACUAACUUGUCUACAAUAAAGUGUGGCUCUUUGUUUUCUGCUAUUUCUGUUGAGUCAACAGUGAAUAGCUCUGCGGUUUCGUUGGAUGUUCAGGCUGUUCAGUUAGGUUGGUGGGUUCAUGGAAGUUGCAAGUGUUCUUCCAAUGCAAAUUGUUCUAAGAUUUUGUCCCCCAUUGAUGGGAGAUUGGGUUAUCGAUGCCACUGCCAUCAAGGGUUUAUUGGAGACGGUUUCUUAGCUGGCUCAGGAUGCCGGAAAGAUGAGACAACAUGCAAUCCUUCAAAGUAUCUUUCAGGCAAAUGUGGAGGAACCACACGAGUUGGUGUUCUUGUCGGAGGUAUUGUAGCAGGUGCUUCGUUAAUGGUUAGUGUAGGUCUAAUAUGCUGCAUUAUUCGACGAAGAUUGAAUUUCCAAAACAGAACCAGAAGAAAUCGCGAGCUAUGUGAGACUACAGGGAUCACCAUCCCGAUUUACCAGUACAAAGAAAUGGAGAAGGCAACCGAUUUCUUCUCUGAGAAACGGAGACUAGGAAAUGGCGCGUAUGGAACAGUUUAUUCUGGUAAACUUCAGAAUGACAAUUGGGUAGCUAUCAAAAGAAUUAGGCAUAGAGAUACUGAUAGCAUUGAACAAUUCAUCAAUGAGAUCAAGCUCCUUUCCUCUGUCAAUCAUCUGAAUCUCGUUCGCCUCUUAGGCUGUUCUAUUGAAAAUGGUGAACAGAUUCUUGUUUAUGAGUUCAUGCCUAAUGGAACCUUAUCACAACAUUUACAAAGAGAAAAGGGGAACGGGCUUCCAUGGCACGUUCGCCUCACGAUUGCUGCAGAAACUGCACAAGCUAUAGCCUAUCUGCAUAAUGCAAUGCACCCUCCAAUAUAUCACAGAGAUGUCAAGUCUAGUAACAUACUUUUGGAUUACAAUUACAAGUCAAAAGUUGCAGAUUUCGGACUUUCAAGACUCGGUAUGGUUGAAUCGUCGCACAUUUCUACUGCACCACAAGGAACUCCGGGAUAUCUUGACCCUCAGUAUCAUCAGAACUUUCAUUUGUCUGAUAAGAGCGAUGUUUAUAGUUUUGGUGUGGUUCUUGCUGAGAUCAUAACGGGGCUAAAAGCAGUGGACUUUGCUCGAGCUCAAGAUGAAAUAAACUUGGCUGCAUUGGCAAUUGACAGAAUAGGAAAGGGUAACUUAGAUGAAAUUAUCGAUCCAUUUAUCGAGCUACAUAUGGAUGCAUGGACACUUUCAUCUGUUCACAAGGUAGCAGAGUUGGCAUUCAGGUGUUUAGCAUUUCAUCGCGAUAUGAGGCCAUCGAUGAUGGAAGUGGCGAUUGAAUUGGAACAACUUAGGCUAAGCAAAUGGGCGAAUUCGGAAGAUAACAUAACACCUACAUCAGAGGGAUCUUCAAUUUCAUCAAUUUCAGAUGUAAGUGAGAAACCACUGAAUCUUUCAAUUAAGAAGCAAGAAAUGGAUAUCAAAGCCAUAUUUUCGACCGAAAAAAUAAAGGAUUAUUCACCUGUUUCAGUACAAGAUCCAUGGAAUAGUGAGCAAAGCUCUCCAUCUUGUAGUAGUUUGCUUAAUCAUAUAGUCCAGUAAUUAUGUAAAGGAUUAAUUUCUUCUUUGUAAUUUACUUACAGGAAUAUGUAGCACGUUGAAAAAUGUAGUAUACUAGCAAAAUAUUACUAGAGAGUAUACUACAUAUGCCAAAUUUGGUCUGUACUUCUAAAGGUUCUUUGUAUUUAUUUAUUUUUGGGUUAAUACACUUUUCCCUAUCGUUUAUGAAUAA
Molecule: messenger RNA, 2371 nt
Organism: Capsicum annuum
Lineage: Eukaryota; Viridiplantae; Streptophyta; Magnoliopsida; Solanales; Solanaceae
Product: wall-associated receptor kinase-like 14
Exons: 3
Coding region: 4-2181 (725 amino acids)
Biological process (GO): protein phosphorylation
Molecular function (GO): protein kinase activity; ATP binding
Source: RefSeq, a predicted model, not a curated record